AACGACACAGGCAAUGCUGACCUCAGAGUUGCAACCUAUCUGAUAACUUUAUGAAAGUUUUAAAGGGUCUUAGCGACCUUUUGGCUUCUUUAUUAUUUUCCCACCGUGCUUAAACCGUGUUCCAUUUUUAUGUGUAAUAGUGAACGGAUAUUUACAGCAACAUCAAAGUCCUGAUUUGUUCCCUUGGAGCUGGAUAUUUCAAUAAAAGCUGCUAAGAAUUUGGGGGUUUUUUUCCUGCCAAGUCCAGAAUUCAUCUCUCUCGUAUUUUGCUAUGGAAGAGGGAUCCACUGAAGAGUUUCUCUUCAAAGACCAGGACUUCUCCUCUGAACUGCUGAAGCAGCUGAAUGCUCUGAGGCAGAGCAGGCUGCUGACCGAUGUUACCCUCUGCUCUGGGGGCUUUGAAAUCCCCUGCCACCGAAAUGUGCUGGCUUCCAGCAGUCCAUACUUCAAGGCAAUGUUCUGUAACAACUUCAGGGAGAGUCUCCAGCCUAAAGUCACUCUGAAGGGCAUCGAUGCUGAUAUUUUGGAUCAGAUUAUCCUUUAUGUUUACACUGGGGAGAUUCUAAUUUCCACUGAGAAUGUCUUGUGCCUCUUGGAGACUGCAUCCAUGCUGCAAUACACUAAGCUGUUUGAGGCCUGCUCUACCUACCUCCAAGACAAGCUGACUCCUGACAACUGUCUGAGCAUGAUCAGACUGGCAAAAGUCUUGAACUGCCAAAGUCUGAAUAAGAAAGCCAGGGCCAUGGCUUUGAAAUAUUUUCCUGUGGUGGCCUCUUCUGAGGACCUGAAGGACCUCUGUCCCAUGGAGCUCAUUGAUUACCUUGGGGAUGAUGAGCUCUGUGGGGAGGAGGAGCAGGUCUUUGAGGCACUGAUGGUCUGGAUCCGGCAUGACCUCCAGGCACGACAAGGCUACAUCCAAGAGUUGUUCAAGAAGGUCCGACUUCAGUACGUCCAUCCAACUUUCCUCUUCCAUUUCAUUGCUAAUGACUCACUCAUUCAGUCCUCACCCACUUGCAGGAGCAUCCUGGAGUCAGCCAGGAGACACAUGUUUUCCUUGUACAGCACCAACACUCCUGACGUCAAACCCAUGGUGCAUGUUCCUCGCCGGUACUCUAACCAAGAGUUCCUCAUCGUCAUUGGUGGCAGGAAGGACAGCCAGCAGACAACGAGGGAUGUCCUGCUGUAUGAUGACAAGACAAACCAAUGGCUGAGCCUGGCUAAACUUCCCAUGCGCCUCUACAAAGCCUCUGCAGUGAGUUUACACAGCAAUAUUUUUGUGCUCGGAGGGAUGCCUGUUAGCAAUAAGAAAAGUCUGGUCAGUGGUAAUAUUUACAUUUAUUCCCUCAAACUCAAUCAGUGGAGGUUGAUUGAGCACAUGCUAGUUCCACGUUACUCCCACAGAAGCCUGGCAUAUAAAAAUUAUAUUUUAUCAUUCGGUGGAAUUGGUGAAAACCAGGAAAUCCUGAAUUCUGUGGAAAGAUACGAUAGUGUCUACAACACCUGUGAGAGCAUGGCAAACAUGCCUGUUGCUGUCCUUCACCCUGCAGUUGCUGCAAAAGAUCAGAGGGUUUACCUCUUUGGGGGAGAAGAUAUAAUGCAAAACCCUGUUCGGCUUAUCCAGGUUUACCAUGUCUCCAGGAAUAUGUGGUUUCGUAUGGAGACCAGAGUAGUGAAGAAUGUCUGUGCACCAGCUGUAGUGAUUGGAGACCAGAUUAUCAUCGUAGGUGGGUACACCCGGAGAAUAAUUGCUUAUGAUACAAAAGGCAACAAGUUUGUUAAAUGUGCAGACAUGAAGGACAGACGAAUGCAUCAUGGGGCUACUGUCAUCAAGAACAAGCUGUAUGUCACAGGAGGACGAUGUCUCACCUCAGACAAUGUCAUCAAGGACCUGGAUUCCUUGGACUGCUAUGAUCCGGAGACUGACACAUGGACACCAAAAGGAAAACUGCCACACAAACUCUUUGACCAUGGGUGCCUUACACUCCAGUGUGUCCCGUGUUCUAACCUUCUAUAAACGACCUUUGGUGUUUCCUUGAUAUUUUAUGCUUUUCUUCCCAGAGAGGACCCACCUCACUCUGCAGAGAGCACUUGGAGAAUCUUCACGGGGUCAUGCAAAGUCCUGACCUUGAAGGCACCAGCAGCGUUAGUCCUUCCCAGACCCUGUGCCAGAAAAGGUCAUGAGCUUUGGGCUCACACUGUAGUCACCUGGCUGAUAUUGCAUGUGGUGCUGCUGAGUCCAGCCUGGAUGCCUUACCCAGCACCUCAAGAGGAAACAGAACAAAGAUACUGGGUAAGAACCCAGUGUGGGAUUUGUCCUUGCACAGACUUUAAAAGUGAAGACGGAUGCUGGUAUCUCCAGGGAAAGUAAGAUUUUUGCUGUUGUGCAAAUUCAGCUGCCUGCCACAGCCCUGUGCUACUCAUUGCUGACCGAGCUUUCCAUUUCCAGU
Sturnus vulgaris (Common starling) is the source of this 2447-nucleotide messenger RNA. RefSeq names its product kelch like family member 38 (gene KLHL38). Lineage: Eukaryota; Metazoa; Chordata; Aves; Passeriformes; Sturnidae. Gene Ontology annotation, molecular function: protein binding. The record is from RefSeq and is a predicted model, not a curated record.